AUGCCUCUGCAUGGGACAUGGGAGUGGGAGAAAAAUUCCUACGGGCUUCUGCCCUGCCCUGCCCUGCCGUGCCGGGCGCGCGUGACGCUGCACUGCCGCGUACGAGGAGGACUCCUCCUAGCAGAGAAGGAAGUGAGGGAUUCGUUGCAUGACCUGGCUCCAAAAGAAUGGAAGGAGAAAAUUCUUGAGAACAUUGACCUUGAAAUUCUGUCUCAGGUACUUGGGUCAGGUUCCCAGGAUGCACAAUACUUGGGGCAGAUUUUGGAGUAUUCUCUGGAUAUGGUUCGCAAGCUCUCUGCUGCUGCAAAGGAGGAUGAGAUGAAGAAAAACCAUGAUAAAUUAUUGAGUGAAUUGUCUACGAAUUCUGAAGUUAACGACGAUGGCAUCAACUCAUUUGUCAUUGUUGUUACCAAGGGCCUUCGUUUCAUCCUGGAAGAAAUAAAGGAACUGAAAGCAGAAGUGAGUAAAGCACGUAUCCAGAUGAUGCAACAGAUCAUAAAAGAGUCGGCUGGGGUUGAGUACCUGCAGAAGGCUUUUGCUGAUCGCUAUGGACCUCCUGAGUGUUGCAUUUUUUAUGGGCUUGGCCCAUUUAUUGAAUAAACUCUAUGAUGUGUA
Messenger RNA from Zea mays, 615 nucleotides. RefSeq lists its product as uncharacterized. The coding region runs from base 1 to 600 and encodes 199 amino acids. NCBI's taxonomy places the organism in Eukaryota, Viridiplantae, Streptophyta, Magnoliopsida, Poales, Poaceae. Gene Ontology annotation, biological process: signal transduction. The record is from RefSeq and is a predicted model, not a curated record. The transcript has 3 exons.